Lachancea dasiensis is the source of this 288-nucleotide messenger RNA. NCBI's taxonomy places the organism in Eukaryota, Fungi, Ascomycota, Saccharomycetes, Saccharomycetales, Saccharomycetaceae. The record is from the annotation of a GenBank genome assembly.
AUGUCCGGCAAGGCUCCUGUAUACAGACUUCCGCCCUUACCCCGGUUGAAGGUCAAAAAACCCAUUAUCCAAAUGGAAACCAAUAAGUGUUUAGUGUUGAUGUCCAAUUUGUUGCAAUGCUGGUCGUCCAACGGCCACAUGAAUCCUGUAUGCGAAAAGCUAGCCAACGAUUUAAAACUAUGCUCUGCCGAAAGAGCUAUGGGUAAAAGCACAGGGGUUCAAAAGAGCAACAUCAACUACCACGCAGCCAGACUUUACGACCGGGUUUCUGGUAAACCGCACGAUUGA